Messenger RNA from Rana temporaria (common frog), 2253 nucleotides. It is a transcript of the gene HHLA1, whose product is annotated as HERV-H LTR-associating 1. The record is from RefSeq and is a predicted model, not a curated record. The coding region runs from base 157 to 1992 and encodes 611 amino acids. NCBI's taxonomy places the organism in Eukaryota, Metazoa, Chordata, Amphibia, Anura, Ranidae. The transcript has 14 exons.
AGCAGGGGCAACGUAGCUUUUGGGCUUUAACUCUCCAAUAUCUAACAAAAGCUGAAAUAUCAGAUUGGGAUUGGACUGAACCUUUAAGCAAUGCCACCCAUAAUAUAAUACCAAUUUCACACACAGGAACCUCUGUGUUUUAUCCAAUGAUCCAGUAUGCCAUGUUUUCCUGAGAGUGUCCCCAUGACCCUGGUCACCGGCUUCAUGUGUUUUCUGCUGUUUCUCAACAUUGGGCCAUGCCUAACAGGAGAUAAACAGAGAGAAAAAAGGAUCGCUAUCUUGGGAACCACAGAGAUCCCAGCUGCCUCCGUUGACCUCUCUCAGUUCAACUUUACUGAUCUGGUAAAUGGAAUGCUGAACCGGGCCCUUAGGGGUGCCAACAAUUUCUUCUCCUUUCUAAGUGUGACUUCAUACAGUUCCUUUGCGUUCCACAAGGUUUCAAUCCUUAUUUAUAAUAUUUCUAACCUAAAACAUGUAGAUUACCACAAGUUUCCCAUGAGAUAUUGCUACUGCUUAAACAACAGGACCAAUGACUUGGCAGAUUACACGGUUUUGCUAUUGGACAUAGUUGGAAAUUCAUCUAGUUCUCUUAAAGAACUUUUCAAAUCCACGUCCAUUGUGUCCGUAAGCCAGAGCAAUGAAUCAGAUUGCAUAUAUUUCUGUGUUAUGACAGGCAGAACAGGACGAAAUUUAUCCGACUUUUGGGAUUUGACAGAAAAGAUGCCCGUCGUAAAUGUUACCUUCCCCCGAUCUAAUUCUACCAUUACGGAUCUAGAGACAGUUCUACCAAACCUGAUCACAUCUGCUGAAAAUGCAGAACUUAUUAUGAACGCUCCCACACAACUCUGGACAUUACGAACUACUUCAAGUGCUCCUUUAGAAGCUACUGGUGACCAAGUUAUCACAAUAAACCUCGCAGGAAAUGAUGAACCCAUCCAGAAAGUGUUUCCUACAACACUCCCAAUGAAUAUUCCUGGGAUUUCAAAGACAGGACAAAAUACAUCUUUUUCUGACAAUCAACAAUAUAAUUUGGAAAGUCAAAAUCAGAUUCCUACCAAGCUUCCACAAUUGCUACAUGGAUUUGCUUUAAAAGAACACAAAAUUGCUCCUACUAAACUGCCUUUGUUGUUGGGAACCGUUGAACAAAAAGGCCACCCGCCUUCUGACAAAAUAUCCUUACUACCACAAAAUGUUUUAAGAGAACACAGUAUAUCAUUUCUGACCCAUAAAACUCAAGAAGUGUCAUCACAUAAAUUACCAGGCUGGACAACAAUGGCUGCUCUUGAGAUGUUGCAAAGACCACAUACUGUAAUGCCCUUUUGGACAGAAAAAACUCAACAAAAAAUUGCUGUCUCUGUCACUGAAAGAAAUAUAACUUCCAAUGAAGAUGUCUCUGCAAAGGAAAAAGGUCCUUCACCGUGGAGCUCAACUCUGAAUAGAUCUCCUGAAACUCUGGCUACAGUGCAUACCCCAUUGAAAACAACCCCACCUAAACGUGAAAUGCCUGUCAUUGUAACUCCCCUAAGAGUGGACAGUGAGCUGUUUGAGAAACAAAAUGAAGCUACGACAAAAAGGCUUUUGUGGUCACAGUUAACAAAUGGGAAGAAGAAACAUGUUCCUUCAGUGCCUAUAACCUUUGUGGAUCCUCCUCAACUACCUCAACUGAAACCAUCAACAGAAGGACAUAAAAUGUCAGUGCAUGCAUACACACAGUCAAGAUGUCGGCAGACAAAGCUAGCCGUGACCACGCCUUCCUCCGCACCCGUCUUUCCAAAAGUAAACUCUUGCGUCAUGGAGCUCUGUCGAUUUUUCCAGCAAUGUCUUUGUGUUAGUCAAGAGAAAUAUUCAAGACACAAGAAGAGGAGGCAAUGCGUUCAGUACUAUUCCUGGUACCUGAAAAAUGCUACAUACAUCUGUGAAAGAGUUCAAAGGAAUUCACAAAGGCGAACUUUAAAGCAAAAAUGUAUCGCACACAUCUGCAAAUCCAUCUAAAUUCCUGUGGGAAAAUGUCGGGAUAUCACAUUACUUGAAAAAAUUUAAGUUAUUUAAUUAUAACACCCUGAAGCCAAGCAUUGAAUAUUUCUUUUUUAAAUAAUUACUGAACUACUGAUAAGAACUGCUUAUGAUAAACUUAACAGUUUGAAAUUACUGUUAAUAUAAAUUACCGUUGUAAACAAUUUUAUGGUUAAAAUUUUAGAUUGAAUUAGAGUUUAGUAAUAAUAUUUUUAAACAUAUCCUAAUUGUCAUUUUUAA